AUGGAGCACGAUAAAGGAUUAGCUAUAGUGCUUAUGGGUGUCAGUGGUUCCGGAAAAACAACAAUAGGAGGAAUGUUGGCAAAAGUGCUAAAUGGGUGUUUUCUUGAUGCCGAUGAUUUCCACCCACAGUCGAAUAAAGACAAGAUGAGAGCCCGGAUCCCUCUGUCGGACGAGGACCGAAUUCCCUGGCUUGAAACUCUACGUGACGCCCUAAAAGCAAGCUUAGCAAAAGGUGAAAUCGUGAUCCUUGGAUGCUCCGCAUUGCAAAAGCAUUACAGAGAAAUACUCAGAUGUGGGGAUUCGGAUUAUUCUCCGGGCUCGUACUCAUCUGAUGCCGUAAAAUUCGUUUUGUUGAAUGUUGGGCCUGAGGUUCUUGUGGCCCGGUUGGAAAAACGAGCAACGCAGGGAAAUCAUUUCAUGCCUCCUGAACUCUUGCAGUCUCAGUUAGAUUUAUUACAUAUUGAUGAAUCCGAGGGUGUACUCAAAGUCGAUGCCUCGUUUGAUCCUCACGAAACUCUGAAAUCCGUGCAAGAAUUGAUCUCCUCCCAUUCAUCCUUCCCUCUGAUAAAUUUUUGA
This is a messenger RNA of Striga hermonthica, 576 nucleotides long. Lineage: Eukaryota; Viridiplantae; Streptophyta; Magnoliopsida; Lamiales; Orobanchaceae. The record is from the annotation of a GenBank genome assembly.